ACCCCGGAACGUGCGUCAGCGCCACCUCACAAUCGCGCCGCCCCCCGUGGUGCGUCCUGGCACGCGCGGGCUUGAGGCCACCGCGCCCCCGUCGCCCCGCCCCGCCCCUCAUUAAUAUGCAGACUCAGCCGGGGGCGCGCUGGCGCUCCCUGGAGGGCGGGAGCGAGCGUCACGUCUCCUUGGGUUUCUCUGCGUCAGGGGAAAUGGAAAGGCCAGUUGGGGCGGGGGUCGACUGGAGUACUGGGCGGGCGCGCGCACUAGGGCGGGCGCGCGCGGGAGAAAGGGACGGUUCCUGGGCAACGGCCCCUCCCUGGCGCGGGAUCCGCGCAGAGCCUGCCCGGGUCGCACGCGUCUCCGCCCCUCGCGGUGCCGCCUCCUUCCUGUCACCUCCGUUCCGCCCUCAGUCGCAGAAGCCCAGCCUCACCACUCGGGGUUCCCAGGGCGGGGCUGGCCCGCAGGGGAAACUGAGGCCUGGGACCCCGACGGGCGCCUGCACUGUGCGAACUCGCAUAGAAAUAGGCGCCCGAGACCCCCAGCACAACGCGGGAGCCCGGUCCAGCCCGGGGUCGGGAGGGGUCCUGUGGCGAACUCGCGUCUGGGCUGUGCCUGCUUGAAGUCCGCGGAGCGUGUCGCCCCGCACCUCUAGACCCCGAGUCCCCGACUUAGGGCCUCCUCGUCGCCUUAGGAAGCGCUCUCUAGGUUUGUUUCUAUGUUUUAGGCGCUGGAGGGGGUGCUGUCACCGACAUCCUAUAGCCGCCGAGAGUGUUUUCUGUAGGGUAAACAUGAAGCCUCGGAGUCCCGGCUGUAUUCCAGGCAUUUUCAUUUGGGUAAGGAGGAACAAACACACUCCGCGUGGUUAUUUACACACUCUGAUGCGUGGAACGGGUUCCGCGGCAAGCUCCCAUGGUAACCCCGUGCCAGCUCCAUUUCUUAAAAGUGUUUCAUGUGCCAUCAUCAGGGCUGCAGCGUGGGACUCCUCCCCACCACAUUCAUUCCGGGGUUCCCGCCCCUUCCCCCCAGGGAGACUAAACAUUUCCUAAGCUUUAUGAAUUUUCAAGAGAGAAAGAUUUCUUACAUCAGGGAAAAAAGGAGGUUCUGACUCAGCAGCAGACUUGUUGAGACUUGCAAAAUGGAAGGAAGAGAGCUUUCCAUGGUAGAGCUCUUUAGAAGUAUUAGAGGAGGAACUAAUCCCGUGUGUUUCCUUUCGUAUAGAAACAUUUUACAUAAAGUAUUUGAAGGUCUAGAUAAAGAAUAACAGAGUGAUUGGUCCAUAAUACAUGAUGAGAUGAACUUCAUAUUCCUGUUUGGUAAUUUUAACUGUUUUACUUGAUGCUUAGAGAAGUGAAACUACUAAGUGAGUCCUAGAAUAUAGACUCUAACCCCAAAACAAUAGAAGGUAGAUUCAGGCUUUACUUGAUUUUGGUUUACAAGUAGACUAAGAUUAAAUAUUUGAUGUUAUACAUUAGCAUACUCUUACUGAUGUAGGCAGAGUGUACAUUUUUACAAGCCUUCAUUCUCUAUUAGUUAAAUUUGAAUUCUAUUCAGUGUCUCAAAUUUACAUCAAAAUAAACACUGGAGAAAGAGAGCAGCAUU
Sapajus apella (tufted capuchin) is the source of this 1593-nucleotide messenger RNA. RefSeq lists its product as uncharacterized. The record is from RefSeq and is a predicted model, not a curated record. NCBI's taxonomy places the organism in Eukaryota, Metazoa, Chordata, Mammalia, Primates, Cebidae. The transcript has a single exon. Bases 117 to 614 code for a protein of 165 amino acids.